Aspergillus homomorphus CBS 101889 is the source of this 926-nucleotide messenger RNA. RefSeq lists its product as uncharacterized. The transcript has 2 exons. The record is from RefSeq and is a predicted model, not a curated record. Lineage: Eukaryota; Fungi; Ascomycota; Eurotiomycetes; Eurotiales; Aspergillaceae. Bases 147 to 656 code for a protein of 169 amino acids.
UCGUGUCUCGAGAUCCAAGCUAUUAUCUUCAACACCAAUUCAAAACACUUACCUCUUUGAAACCUUUAUGAUAGGAAUUACGCUCAUAUAGAGCUUCUAUUCUGAACUGGCAAAUUGUUUCUGAUGUCGUCCUUAAGAAACCCGCGAUGUUACUUGAACGUAUCAGAAAUACUGGAUUCGCAAGAGGUCUCCCAAAACGCAAGGUAUUACAGGAUCCAAUUGUGAAUGGGGUACUGAAGAAAGCCGUUCUAUUGUCUUCCGGGCUCACCACAUCAUCCUUCAACAAAAAUCCCGACGAACAACUAGCGCUUCGCUAUAUAUGGAGAAAAGGUUGGCUGCACGCGCAGAAAACCGGGGAUGAUACCAGAUACGUCUUCCCAACCGACUUUCAUAGAUGUGACAUACAGCCACUACCAUACUCAUCUCCUCUAAAACUUGCCGAAGAUGUUGUGAAAAGAUUUAGUCCCCGCCAACUUUCAGAACCCACAAGAGCCAUGAAUCGAGAGACGUCACCACUGGAAGAUCAGUACGGCAAGGAAUUCUACCGCUGCAUAGACGAGGUCUUGCGCGGUCGUUUGCUUGUGUCUCCGGAAUUUGUGAUUGACUCGGGUAUUCAAGGCGGCAGUUUGGACUUUUACAUUUCAGACAUGAACUGAGGUAUCGAGCUACUAAGAGACAACGAUCGCAUCCAAGACCAUCUAAAUCGGUUUGCGGCCGGGGGACAAUACCACCGCCUCGUACAGGAGAAGAACAUGGAUCAGUGGAUUGUCCUCAAUUUCACGAACAAACGACCCAGCAAGAAACGAACAGUUACUUUAACGCGUACCCCUAUCUCUAGAGCUCACCUAAUAUCUUGCUUAGAACACCACGGCCGACUCUACCACGUUGUCUUCUCGAACAACUUCAGAUCUGUACAAAUACUGCAU